Molecule: messenger RNA, 900 nt
Organism: Bombus terrestris (buff-tailed bumblebee)
Lineage: Eukaryota; Metazoa; Arthropoda; Insecta; Hymenoptera; Apidae
Product: nuclear receptor 2C2-associated protein
Exons: 3
Coding region: 336-743 (135 amino acids)
Source: RefSeq, a predicted model, not a curated record
UUUGUUGAUAUAUGUACAUAAUAGCAUAGUACCUGUGCAUAGAUGUUAUAGCCUUCUACAGAUUUUUAGAAGGCAUGUACAUCAAAUUGGUUACUUCUUAAGAAGUAUAUGUACAUCAGGAAUCAAAGACUACAUCUUUGCAGAUGCAUUUCUUUAUUGCUUAUUUCAACGCACCUCCUCACACUUAAGUUGUUUGGAUUUUAGAAUUGACUUUAAAUAUUGUAGUAGUAUAUCGUGAAUACUGGAUAGAUAAUACUCAACAUAAGCUCAUUCUACUUAACCUUACAUUCAAUCGAGGUUAAGUUACACAUGUAUUAUAUUAGUUUUAUUUUAGUAUGACGUGUUUAUUAAAACAAUAUAAAUUCGAGUGUCGGGUUAGUUCAGUUUUGAAUAAGAAUAAUCGAUCUUAUGGGAAAAAUUACAUGUUCGAUAAUUGUCCUGAAACUUGUUGGAAUUCUGACGCGGGAACUUUUCAGUGGAUAAUUAUUGAAUUUGAACAAGAAUAUGAAAUAAGUUCAUUUGAAAUUGAAUUUCAAGGUGGAUUUGUUGGCAAAAAUUGUCAUUUAGAAGUUGGUAAUAAAGAAACUAAAUUUCAUGAAUCGUUUUAUCCAGAAGACAAAAAUACGAUACAAAUUUUCAGUUUAACAAAUCCAAUAAAAGCAAAAACUUUUAAAUUUGUAUUUAAUGAAAGUACAGAUUUCUUUGGUAGAAUUAUUAUAUACAAAUUAUCUUUACACUCAUAAAAUAUUGUAACAAACAUUAUUUUUUACAAAAAAUAAAUGUAAUUAAAUAUUACAUAUCUUUUUGACUAAAUUUUUGAUGUUGUAAAUGAAGUGAAAAUUGAUUUAAAAAAUAGAUGUUUAUAAAUAAAGAAAGAAUGAGAAAAAUAUUAUAAUUUAA